AUGGAAAAUAGAAAAGGGAAGAAGGGCUACAUGAUGAUUAAGCUAGAUAUCGAAAAAGUGUAUGACAAGAUGAGUUGGGGUUUUAUCUUGGAGGUUUUGAACAACUUGGAAUUCAAUGGAAGCUUUGUAAAUUGGGUGCCAAAAUGUAUUGAGGUUGAGAAAAUGGGGUUGCUCCUAAAUGGUUCUGUGCAAGGAUUUAUUUACCCUUCAUGUGGGCUGCGACAAGGAGAUCCUCUAUCCCCAGUGUUAUUUAUAAUAGCAGCCGAUGUCCUUUCUAGAAUGCUCAUGGAUAAAAAUGCUACUGGGGAGAUUGCAGGCUUCAAGAUAUCAAGAAAUGGCCCUGCUAUUACCCACUUAAUGUUUGCUGAUGACAUUAUGUUGUUUGGAAAAGCCGCUCGAAAAGAAGCAGCGGCUUUGCUCAAUGCAUUGAAGAUUACUGUGCUUGGUCGGGCCAAUCAGUGA
Molecule: messenger RNA, 462 nt
Organism: Cannabis sativa
Lineage: Eukaryota; Viridiplantae; Streptophyta; Magnoliopsida; Rosales; Cannabaceae
Product: secreted RxLR effector protein 78-like
Exons: 1
Coding region: 1-462 (153 amino acids)
Source: RefSeq, a predicted model, not a curated record